CCCCUCUCCGCCCUACCCCUUUAUCGUCCAGUGGUGUUGGUGUUGUUUGGUGCCGGGGCCAGUGGGGAACACGGCCGGUCGUCGGCAAGCAGGAUGGGGGCAGGAGGUGCUGUGGACCCACUGAGGCCCUGGACCACCCUCUUUCUCUCCUGGCCUCAGGAGGGCGAGAUGGCCCCCUGGGGCUCUGACAGCCAGACCAAGCACUGCCUGCAGCAUCUGGGGAAGCACUACCAGUUCCAGAUCCGAGACCUGCGGCCGGAGGAUGCUGGCAUUUACCGGGUCAGGGUGCAGGAUGCCGCGGUCUCCUCCGCGGACCUGGAGGCCAGCGCCGUCCUGCCCCGGGUGGUGGUCCCGCCGGCUGGUGCCCGCUGUGAGGAGCAGGGCGAUGCGGUCCUCGAGGGCACUGUCUCUGGCCCCUGCCCCAGCGCCACCUGGCGUUUCCGGCCCCGGCCGCUCCGGCGGAGUGACAGAUACGAGGUGCUCGUGUCCACUGAUGGGCUGACCCACCAGCUUCUGGUGAGAAGGGCCUGUUUCUCAGACAUGGGCCUCUACUCCCUCGGCGCCAAGCUCCACGCCUCCAGCGCCUGGCUGGUGGUUGAAGCUGGGAAGGAUAAAAGCCUUCUGACCGCGAGCGCUGACCACCAGCAGCAGGUACAACGAGCCGGCAAAGAGGGCGGGUCAGACGUCCACGGCCAGAGGACGGACGCCACCCGGAGUCCCGGAUCCAGACACAAGCCUGGCGCUGGCGGUUUCUCUGAGGAGGCCCGAGGCCCUACAGGCCACUUCUCCCAGGGCCUGGCUGACCUGGAGGUGCAGCGCGGGGAGGCUGCCGUGCUCUCCUGCACCCUCACCAGCGACCUGGGACCUGGAGCCUGGUUUAAGGAUGGGGUCAAGCUCAGCGCCCAGGACGGAGUCGCCUUCGAGCAGGACGGGCUGGCGCACAGGGUCCUCAUUGCCCACGUGGAGGGGACCCAGGCCGGGAGGUACAGCUUUGUAGCCGGCGACCAGCAGAGCGAGGCCACGCUGACCGUCCACGACCCCCCGGUCAUCGCUCCCGACGUGACAGCGAAGCUGAGGGAGCCGCUGGUGGUCAAGGCGGGGAAGCCAGUGACCAUGAAGGUCCGCUUCCAGAGCUGCCUCCCAGUCCAGGCCACCUGGAGCAAGGACGGGGCCGAGGUGGCUGGCGACAACGGCAGAGGGGCCCAGGUGGCGGUGGGGGACAGCUUCACGCGGCUGUGCCUCCCCAGCGCCAGCAGGAAGGACUGCGGCCAGUACAGCGUGACCCUGAGGAGCAAAGGCGGCUCCGUGCAGGCCGAGCUCACCCUGCGAGUCCUAGACAAGCCUCAGCCCCCACAGGGCCCCCUGGAGGUGCAGGACGGCCACGGGGCUGGCGUCUGCCUCCGCUGGCGGCCCCCAAGGGACGACGGGGGCCAGGCCCUGCAGCAUUACGUGGUGGAGAGGCGGCAGGCUGGCCUCAGCACUUGGCUGAAGGUGGGCGAGCCCCCUGCGGACAGCACCACCUUCACAGAUGCCCAGGCGGAGCAGGGCAAGAAGUACAGCUUCCGCGUGCGGGCCGUGACCGCGGAGGGGCCUGGGGAGGCCCUGGAGUCCGAGGAGGUGCUGGUGGCUCCCGAGGUUCUGCCUGGGCCCCCUCCCCCGCCAGCCAUCCUGUCGGCCUCCAGCCAAAGCAUCACUCUGUCAUGGACGGCACCUCGGGGCCCGGGCAGUGCCCACAUCCUGGGCUACCUGAUCGAGAAGCGCAAGAAGGGAAGGAACACCUGGGUGGCAGUGAACCAGCAGCCGGUGCCUGAGAAGAAGUGGACGGUGCUGGACCUGAGGCAGGGCUGUCAGUACGAGUUCCGGGUCACAGCCGUGGCCCCCUCUGGCCCCGGGGAGCCUGGGCCCCCAUCAGAUGCCGUCUUUGCUCGGGACCCCAUGAGACCCCCCGGGCCCGUGAGGGAUCUCCGGGUCACGGACACGUCGCACACCAGCAUCACCCUGAGCUGGGCCCAACCGGACCCUCAGGACGGGGACGAAGCGCUGGGCUAUGCGGUGGAGCUGGGCGACUCAGCCAGCCUGCAGUGGAGUCCGUGCCACGCAGGCACCGUGCCGGGCACUACCUACACGGUCAAGGGGCUGCGGCCUCGGGAGGCCUACUUCGUGCGGGUGACAGCCGUGAAUGACGGGGGCCGAGGCCCGCCCACUGCCCUGGACACCGUGGUGCAAGCCAUGCCCGUCAGUGUCUGUCCCAAGUUCCUCACGGACGCCAGCACGAAGGACUUGCUGACGGUCAGAGCUGGGGACACGGUUCGUGUGCCUGUCUACUUGAGGCCGUCCAUGCCGGACGUGACCUGGCUAAAGGGUGGCUUGCCCUUGCCUAAAAGAAGCGUGACCUCCGUCAAGGACGGCCUCACCCAGCUCCUGGUCCCCGCGGCCAGCCUCGCUGACAGCGGCCUCUACACUGUGGUGCUGAGGAGCCCGCGGGGGGAGGAGGCCACCUAUAGCUUCCGCCUCAGGGUGGCAGCGCGCCCACGGGCCCCGGGGCCCAUCCUCCUGCGGGAGGGCGCGCUGGGCUCGGUGAUCGUCGAGUGGGUGCCGUCCCCGGACGAGGCUGAUGGGAGGGCCGCCCCGCUGCACUACACGGUGCUGACGCGCUCCUCCGCGCACGCGCCCUGGCGCCCCGCGGCCGAGCGCCUGCACACCUGCCGCUUCACCCUGGUGGACGCCCUCCCGGGCCACAAGUACCACUUCCGCGUGGUGGCCAAGAACGAGCUGGGCGCCAGCGAGCCCUCGGACACGCGCCACCCCUGGGUCGUCCCGCGGCAGCCGCCAGACAGGGACACGGUGAAGGCUCCCAGCUACCAGGAGCCCCACCUGAGCCAGAAGCCCCGCUUCCUGGUGGGCCUGCGGCCCCGCACGCUGCCCCUGGGCUGUGAGUGCUGUAUGACCUGCGCCGUGCAGGGCUGGCCGCCGCCCCGCGUCACCUGGUUCAAGGACGACCAGAGCCUGGCGGGCGACCCCGCCGUGUACAGCACCGACCUGCUGGGCGUGUGCUCCCUGGUCAUCCCCAGCGUCUCGGCCGAGGACGGUGGCAAGUACAAGGCGGUGGCCGAGAACACACUGGGCCAGGCCGUCAGCACCGCCACCCUCAUCGUCGUGGAAUCUAGCUCUGAGCCCUGACACCCCCUGGGAUGGCCCAGCCCGGCCCCACAGCCUUGGGAUGAAGGCAGAUACUCGAGGGUUCACUCCUCACACCGCACUGGCCUGGGGAGGCAGUCCCAGAGGAUGGACGAUGCUGGCAGUGCCCAGAGCCCCAGGGAGAGGGGAGUGAGGGGCAAGAAGGGGGCAUUCAGCCUCCCAGGCCCAAGCUAGUCGCGGAACAGGAUGGCAGCGAGCCUCCUGGCUUGGGCGAGCAGAGGGGACUGGGUGUUGUCUGCAGGAUGGAGGCCAGAUCCCUCGGGGGGAGGGCAGGACAGGCUGGGCCUGAGUGACCACCGUGAGGGGAGAGCACGGGGGUCCGAGGACCUGGGCGGGAGCCGGGGCUGGAGGGCGUGUGUGUGUGUGCUGGGACAGCUGCUCUCUGUAUGUUGUUUCUUUAUUAAAGCAUUGGCUAACACUGGCAAA
This is a messenger RNA of Balaenoptera musculus (blue whale), 3624 nucleotides long. RefSeq names its product immunoglobulin like and fibronectin type III domain containing 1 (gene IGFN1). NCBI's taxonomy places the organism in Eukaryota, Metazoa, Chordata, Mammalia, Artiodactyla, Balaenopteridae. Gene Ontology annotation, molecular function: protein binding. The record is from RefSeq and is a predicted model, not a curated record.